GGAGAAACAGAUCCGAUGGACAAAGAUAAAGAGAUGGAGACGGUGGCCACUGCUAAAGUCCGACGCAUGGACUCUUUCAUCAACUUGGAAGCUGGACGUGUUACCAUGAGUGAAACACAUGGCUCUAAGGUUAGCUGGAAGACAACGUUAAGUUUGGCAUUUCAAAGCGUAGGGAUUGUUUAUGGUGAUAUCGGCACAUCUCCGCUUUAUGUGUAUUCGAGCAUUUUUACCAGUGGAAUAAAAAACAACGAUGAUAUUCUUGGCGUCUUAUCCCUCAUCAUCUAUACCAUUCUGCUGGCGAACGACAACGGCAAUGGUGGAGCAUUUGCAUUGUAUUCGCUGAUAUGCAGACACGUAGACGUGAGUUUGAUUCCAAAUCAACAACCAGAAGACAGAAAACUUUCUAACUACAAGCUGGAACUACCGUCUAGUCAGCUCAAACAAUCCCAAACACUGAAGCAGAUGCUUGAGAACAGUCAGUUUGCUCGUUUUCUUCUUUUGCUUGCAACCAUUCUGGGAACUUCCAUGGUCAUAGGAGACGGCUUUCUUACUCCCUCAAUGUCAGUCCUUUCUGCCGUAAGUGGGAUCAGUAAAUCACUCGGUCAAGAUGCUACUGUGGGAAUCGCUAUAGGAAUCUUAAUUAUUUUAUUUUCUUUGCAAAGAUUCGGUACAGAUAAAAUGGGAUUCUCAUUUGUACCAAUUAUUUUAGUGUGGUUUUUACUCAUAGCGGGAAUUGGUAUCUAUAAUUUGUUCAAAUAUGAUAUCAGAGUGUUGCGUGCUUUCAAUCCAAAAUAUAUAGUUGAUUACUUCAAACGCAACGGUAAGCAAGGAUGGCUAUCACUUGGUGGAGUCUUUCUAUGCAUAACAGGAUCUGAAGCCAUGUUUGCAGACUUGGGUCACUUUAAUGUACGAGCAAUUCAAAUCAGCUUCACUUUGAUUACAUGUCCUGCAAUAUUGUGUGCAUAUACUGGGCAAGCUGCAUUUCUUCGAAAGUUUCCUGAAAAAGUGGGUAAUACUUUCUAUGAAAGUCUACCAAAUCCCAUAUACUGGCCAACAUUUGUGGUGGCUGUUGGUGCUGCUAUCAUAGCAAGCCAAGCAAUGAUUUCAGGAGCAUUUUCCAUCAUAUCGCAGGCCCUGAGUCUAGGUUGUUUCCCACGAGUUAAGGUUGUGCAUACUUCCACUAAGCACGAGGGUCAGGUGUAUAUUCCUGAGAUCAACUACAUGUUCAUGAUUGGAAGCAUUAUUAUGUGUGUUGCCUUCAAAACCACAGAAAAGAUAAGUCAAGCAUACGGGAUUGCAGUUAUUGGGGAUAUGCUUAUCACAACGUGGCUGGUUUCAUUAAUAAUGGUAGUUAUAUGGAAGAAGAGCAUAUGGCAAGCUACUAUCUUCUUAUUGGUAUUCGGCUGCAUAGAGGCUAUUUAUUUCUCAUCUCAGAUAACAAAGUUCAUGGAGGGAGGCUAUAUUCCAAUUGUGUCUUCUUUGUUUUUGACGAUGAUCAUGGGAAUCUGGCAUUACGUGCAUAAAGAGAGGUACAUGUUCGAGCUUAGAAAUAAAGUUCGCAGUGAAUACAUAGGAGAAUUGGCCAUGGAUAGGGACAUAAGAAGAGUUCCCGGGGUAGGGCUGCUCUAUUCUGAGCUUGUGCAGGGGAUUCCUCCGAUAUUCCCCCAUCUCAUAGCCUGUAUGUCAUCCAUCCAUUCAGUCAUUGUCUUUGUUUCCAUCAAGGUCAUCCCUAUCAGCCGAGUUUCUUUAGAGGAGAGGUUUCUAUUUUGCCAUUUGGAGCCCAGAGAAUACCGAAUGUUCCGUUGCGUGGUUAGAUGCGGUUAUAAAGAUAAACUCGAGGAUGCUCUUGUAUUUGAAUCACAGUUAAUACAAAAUCUCAAAGCCUUCAUUCACCUAGAUGAACCUGAGGUCAACUUUAUCGACAUGGCAAUGCAAAGAGGUGUGAUGUAUAUGCUUGGCGAAGCAGAGGUGGUGGCUCUACCAAAUUCAUCGUUCCUCAAUAAGAUAGUUGUCAACUAUGCUUAUACUUUCUUAAGAAAGAACUUCCGCCAAGGAAACCAAUUGAUGGCCAUCCCGCGUAAGAGACUUCUCAAGAUUGGAAUGACAUAUGAAAUAUAACUCAUCAUCAAAUGCUGAUGCAAAUUCAUAAUUUUCAGCCAAU
Messenger RNA from Arachis ipaensis, 2161 nucleotides. RefSeq names its product potassium transporter 5-like. Gene Ontology annotation, biological process: potassium ion transmembrane transport. NCBI's taxonomy places the organism in Eukaryota, Viridiplantae, Streptophyta, Magnoliopsida, Fabales, Fabaceae. Gene Ontology annotation, molecular function: potassium ion transmembrane transporter activity. The record is from RefSeq and is a predicted model, not a curated record. Gene Ontology annotation, cellular component: membrane.